AUGUCAGAUAGUGAUGAUUUUGAAAUAGAGACAGGGGUGUUUACGGGGAAUGCGAUUUCGAAGGAAGAGAAGAAGGAAAUCUUGUCUGGAAAGCCAGGGAAGAAGAGUGUUGGGAAAGUUGAAAAGAAAAAGAGCUCUUCAGCAAUGCCAGCAGGAAAGAAUCCUGGACCUCCACCAGGAAUGAAUCCAGGACCUCCACCAGGAGCUAAUUCAGGUCCACCCCCAGGUGCUAAUCCAGGUCCACCCCCAGGUGCUAAUCCAGGCCCACCCCCAGGUGUUAAUCCAGGCCCACCCCCAGGUGCUAAUCCAGGUCCACCACCAGGAGCUGAUCCUGGACCUCCUAAUCUUACUAGAGACCCUCCAUCAAAAGUAAAUUCUGGACCACCUCCAGGAGUCAACCCUGGUCCUCCUCCAGGAGUCAACCCUGGUCCUCCUCCAGGAGUCAACCCUGGUCCUCCUUCAGGUUCCAAUCCAGGUCCUCCACCAGGCUCUAAUCAGAGUCCACCCCCAGAUGUAGAUUCUGGAUUUUCAGUUUCUCCAUCAGCUGAAUAUUCAGAAGUUUCUCAACCAGAAGAAGAAAUUCCAAUUCCUCCAUAUGAGAAAUCAAACUCAUACUUUUUAAUGAAGCCAUUUUCGCUCAUUAUCAAUGAAUCUGGCAUUAUCACCCACCUUAAGAACAACUCUGAAGUAUAUAGCUACUCAGCAGCAUGACCCCUUUACGGAGAGGAAAGUGAAGGCUUUAACUUUCUCAUCACAGGUGGCUUCUAUUCAGAAGUAGAACUUACUGAAGAAGAUGAAGAUCCAAGUCAGCCUCCUGAAAUAAACUACUUCUAUGGAACCUCAAGAACAUUCAGGUCUCGGAUCCUCACAGAAGGCUCCCUCGAUUUUAAGAGAUCAAUCAACAUGCAAAAGCAGAGAUAUUGACAUUGAAUCAUAAAUGCAUGGGAUGGAGUCAGCAAUCAUAUCUUUGCAAUUGGAGGUCAAUACAAUCUAAACAUUCAUAAUUCCAUGGAAUACUACGAUAUUGGACAAAAGAAAUGGAUCUUAGCAGAAAAUAUGAACUCUCCGAGAACAAUGUUCAGUGUGACACAUAUCCAUGACUAUAUCUAUGCUUUUGGAGGUUUCACAGAUUCCCAGUACAACUUUGUAGAGCACAACAUGGAAAGAUAUUCCAUCUCAAACGACACUUGGGAAGUUCUCGAAAUUGAAAACAAAUUUGGCUUCUUAGGAGGCUCUGUUAUCAACAGAACAAGAGAAGGUCAGAUCCUAAUUCUGGGAGGUAUAAACCCAGCCAGCCCUAAUCCAGAGCAUAAGGAGCACAAACUGCAUCUCUACACUCCAGAGGAUAAUUCCUUGGUUGAAUUAAACGCUAGAGGUCUUGAAAUGCAGACUCCAAAAUUCUUCACCUCAAACGGUACGAUCUUCAACUGCUUAGGAGGGUCUUCUUCCUUCAGGUUCCUCGAGUACAACCUACAGUACGACAGUUGGGGCGUCAAGGCCAGUGAGGCUGAUCAACAGAAGUUUUUAGCCCAGCUGAAUUCUCUAGAAGUGUUAGAAGGAGCCUCUAUUUAUCAGCUAUUGGCGACCAGCACGGUUAUAUCUCAUCAAUCAUUUUACUAA
This is a messenger RNA of Moneuplotes crassus, 1620 nucleotides long. The record is from the annotation of a GenBank genome assembly. NCBI's taxonomy places the organism in Eukaryota, Ciliophora, Spirotrichea, Euplotida, Euplotidae.